This is a messenger RNA of Procambarus clarkii (red swamp crayfish), 3804 nucleotides long. RefSeq names its product Sulfide quinone oxidoreductase (gene Sqor). NCBI's taxonomy places the organism in Eukaryota, Metazoa, Arthropoda, Malacostraca, Decapoda, Cambaridae. Gene Ontology annotation, molecular function: sulfide:quinone oxidoreductase activity; FAD binding. Gene Ontology annotation, cellular component: mitochondrion. The record is from RefSeq and is a predicted model, not a curated record.
GAGAGCCAGCUUGCUGAGCCCUGGGCUGAAGGCCCCGUGCAGUCGUCAAUGGUACAGCCAGCGCGCCGGGUGUAGCCUCGCAUAUAGCCAGGGUGUAGCCUCGUACGCUAACACUGCAAAUUCUACCUGAAGUGUUAUUUCCUGGAAGGUAGUGUUGGGUCGCUAGAAUGCUGUCUCACCGCGGCUUCCCAUUUGUGUCUGGACGUUACACAAAAUUAGCACUUCAGAAUGCUACAUUUUCUACGUCUUGCAGAUCCAAUAAAAGUUAUCAGCUGGUGGUGGUGGGUGGCGGAGCUGGGGGAUGCUCCACGGCUGCUAAAUUUUCUUCCAAACUUGGAAAAGGGAAAGUGGCCGUGAUUGAACCUGCUGAUGUACACUACUACCAACCCAUGUGGACACUUGUGGGAGGAGGGAUGAAGAAACUAGAAGAUUCAAAAAAGUCAAUGAGUAAGGUGCUUCCCAAAAAAGCAGAAUGGAUUAAGCAGAGAGUUGUGAGCUUCGACCCGAGCAACAAUAAGGUUAUGACUGACGAUGGUUGUGAAGUGGGCUAUGAAUAUUUAGUUGUUGCUGUAGGUCUUCAACUCAACUAUCAUCAGAUUAAAGGAUUGCCAGAUGCAUUUGAAACGCCAGGUGUUUGUUCCAACUAUUCUCCAUUAUAUGUAAACAAGACCUUGAAAAGUCUUGAGAGCUUCCGUGAAGGCAAUGCUAUCUUCAGCUUCCCCGCAACACCAAUAAAGUGUGCUGGAGCUCCUCAGAAAGCUAUGUACAUAUCGGAGGAAUACUUUCGCAAGCAUGGCAAGCGGGACAAGGCAAAUAUAAUUUACAACACUUCACUGCCAGUCAUCUUCGGUGUCAAAAAGUACGCUGAUGCACUAUGGGAGAUUGUGAAGGAGAGAAACAUAACUGUGAAUCUUCGCCAAAACUUAAUUGAAGUGAAGCCAGAUUCUAAGGAAGCUGUCUUUCAGAAUCUAGACAAGCCAGAUGAAUUAACAACAUUCAAAUAUGAAAUGCUUCAUGUGACGCCUCCAAUGAGUACCCCAGAUUCACUUCGUAAUUGUGAUUCUCUGGUAGAUGCUGCAGGUUAUCUUAAUGUCAACAAGGGAACUCUCCAACAUGUAGAAUUUCCAAAUGUUUUUGGCAUUGGAGAUUGUACAAAUGUGCCAACUUCUAAAACUGCUGCAGCUGUUGCUGGCCAGUGUGGAGUGUUGCGUAAAAAUCUGAGUUUGGUAAUAGCAGGUAAAGCUCCAACUAGUCUUUAUGAUGGCUAUACCUCGUGUCCACUAGUAACUGGGUAUUCAAAAUGUAUUAUGGCAGAGUUUGACAUGAAUGGGAAUCCAUUAGAAACUUUUCCAAUCAACCAAGCAAAGGAGCGACGUCUUAUGUUCCAUUUUAAAAAGGACGUGUUGCCUGAUAUGUACUGGCUUGGAUUGCUGAAUGGAUACUGGGAAGGACCCAAAUAUGUGCGCAAGAUGCUGCACCUUGGCUUCAAGUAAGACUCGUCAAGGUUACCACUAGUUUGAACUGCACACACAUCUGGGCCAACAACAAUAUAUAGAGAAACAUAGAGGUUAUCAAUAUUUAAGGCGUUUUAUUUAAUAUACAGUAUUUAACAUAUGAAACCAAAUACUUGCACUGUAUCAUAAAGUAUUGCCUUUCAUAACCUUGGUCAAGAUAACCAUCAAUGAGGUCCGGGUUAUAUGACCAUUGUUAAAGUGACAAGCCAAUAUUGCAAAACAUUAUUCAUGGUUAGUAAAGAAGUAACUUGACCCACACACGUGUAGCGAGUAACGUUUCAGUUUGUCCUGGCAUAAUAAAGGUCCAGGAUCGACUAAAUCAUUGCCACUUUCAUUAUAUUUGUUGUGUAUGGGGUGGAUUACUAGUUUUAGCCACAUUGUGACAUUCUCUGCAUUCAUGAAUAAUAGUUUUGAAAUGUACGUUCCAAGAUAGAAAUAACUAGAUAGUGUAUUUCAAUGUCAACCCUUUCUUUCUGUGAUUUUUACUAGUGUUAAGUUGCAUUCUUUUAUUAGUUUUUUAUAUUUAAACAUUUUAAGGUCACCAAUCUUCAGCACUAUGCCCAUGAGGUUCCGAGGUGUCUGGAGAGGUCAGAGGCACGUUAUUGUAUUGUUAUACAUCUUCAAAUGCUGUUAUUUUAUUACGUUAAAGUUUUUAUUAAAUUAAUGAUUUGUGUAAUCGCUACAGUGCACAAUGUUGGAAAAGUGCAAAUUCAGUGAAGUUGUGUGUUGUGAGUAGUAACAAUGAGAUAUUGUGAUGUAGUUUCAUAUGUCAUUUUUGCUAUUCCAUGGAAAACAAUGUUAGUGUUUGCAUAUUUUUUUUUUUGUAAGCAAGUUAAAUUAGAUAGGAGUUUUGUCACUUGUUCUAAAAUUCUUGGUAAUGAAGAAUUUAAACUCUUCCUCAUAUAUUUAAUUCUUCAUUCCAUCUUUGCCACAACAAUAGUCUAAUCUUCCAGACUGCCAGGCUUACUUAAAAUCUACUCUCUAGCCUGUUUCAUUUCCUUUAAUCCCAACACACCCUUCACACCAGAAGCUUGUGUGAACAGGAUAACAACAAAAUAUGGGAAGUUGGCAUACAGUAUCUAUAGACUGCAAUGGUCUAUUGAUUGCAUUUUAAUGGUCCACAUUUCUUAAAAAUGAGAUUGCUCACUUUGCAUUGCUUUCCUUGUUCUGUUCAAUCUGCAUCUGUGUCUGGGGCUCGUCUUGGUGCUCGUGGGCAACAAGGAGGUCGGGAAAAAAGAACUCCACUUCAGCCUGGGCACUGGUCGUGUCCUGGGUGAGGUACAAGGGUGAGAAUUCUGCUACACAUUCCUCAAUUCCUUCUCCUGUCAAAACCACAGCCAGCACUACAUUCCUGAAAACAAAUAAAAAUCUUGUUACAUGGACUCUGGUAUCAAUUCUUUUAAGAAAUUGUACAGUGUUGUUAUGCCCGACAAUUUUUUAAUAAUGUAUCAUAAUACUUUAAAUAAAAAGUAUCACUUCAAUUCUGGUUAAUAAAAGAUGUUUAAGUGGUCUUAGUCUAGUUAUACUGUACAGUAUGAUGAAAUGUAUAGUGCUUUAUCAAACUGGUACUGUAUGUGAAAAGCAAAGAUAAAAAAAAAAAAUUGAAUUAGAUUGUAUAAUACUGGCAACCGGUGUGAUGAUUGUGGUAAUGCACACACACAAGCUUAUCAUAGAGACGGACCUUUUGGGAUGACAUACUGCAAUAUAGAGUAUUGUUUACCUAAUUGUGACUACAGGGGGAAGCGAAUGACGUAUAGACUGUAAAACAAGGCUGCACGAAGACCUACCCAAUGACUUUGGCAAGUUCCUGAGAAGUGGCAAGACUGGUGAUACUCUGAAGAGCUUCCUGCUGCAGUGUAGCUUGUGUGUGGGCCAACACUCGCACGCCACCCACACUCAUCUUCUCCAAAACCUGCCCAAUGCAACGUGUGCAUAAAAAAAUGUUUAAAAAUUGGUUUGCUAUGCAACAGAAGUAUCCUAUCUGCAGUCAAGGUGCACAGAUGCCAAUAUUUUGACAUGCUGGUACUGUCUUAUUAACAUUACCAAUAUCACAGAAUAUCUCUAAUCUGCAGGAAGAUCUCUGUUGGAUCAUAUUCCAAAUAACUUCAAAUAGAACACAAACUUUUAUAAUCUAAUGUAAGUUUCAUCUGUACACGAGUUUGUAGUAUUUUCAUUAGCUAUCAUAGUUCAGUGUAGUAAAUAAAAACAAAUACGAAGCUGUAUUUUGAACUGAAAAAUCAAUGUAAAUGAAAAUGCUAACCAACUCGGUUAGCUUUCAAUAUAAAUUAUA